Molecule: messenger RNA, 4097 nt
Organism: Liolophura sinensis
Lineage: Eukaryota; Metazoa; Mollusca; Polyplacophora; Chitonida; Chitonidae
Product: neurogenic locus notch homolog protein 1-like
Exons: 16
Coding region: 138-3083 (981 amino acids)
Molecular function (GO): protein binding
Source: RefSeq, a predicted model, not a curated record
ACUUAGGAGUGCGAACUCGUUAGAAAAACAAAUGUAGUGAAUUUCUGCAAAAAUGUGGACACUGCACCAGCCUUGCUUUCUUGCGAAUAGUCAUCUUUGUCGAUAGCAUCACACCAAAAUACAUUAUGUGACUUGAGAUGACUGUGAAACGAAAAGACUUUCAAAAGGCAGCAGCCUUCAUUCAUGAAUUCCUGUUGAAGUUGAACGAAGAAGCAGAAUGUGCGGAACUAAGAGAUACUUUGAAUCUUGUUUUGCUUCACAUGCAGAAGUAUUACAGGACUUUGCAAAUUCGGACACAUGAGAAAAGCUACGAAAAGACUCUUUCACUGACCACAAGAGGUCUUAGUCCUCUGACACCUUUCGUUGAUGCGCCAGAUAAGUUUCAGUGGCGAUGGAUCAACUUGGACAGUACACGCAUGACAUCAUCCAUGACUGUCGACGACAGCAUCAAUUUCGUGACACUCCCUGCAAUGAUACAGGCCACAAAACAGGGUGACAUUAAGUAUAUGUUACAGCUAAUACAAGCAGAUCCACAGUCCGUUGAUUGCAGAGACGGGAUUGGACGAACACCGUUGAUGUAUGCGGUGCACUUCAGUCAGCUAGAUGCUCUUAAAAUCCUUCUUCAGAAUGAAGCUGAUCCCAAUGCAUCAUCUCAUGAUGGCUCGACGGCUUUGCACCAGGCUUGUCAUGACUCCAGCUACAUGGCCCUUCACAUCCUCCUGGAGUUUGGGGGAGACCUCUCUAUCCCAGAUACCCAGGGGAGGGCAGCUAUCCACUGGGCGGUCACCACACCCUCCCUCGACUGUCUCAAGUUGUUGUUGAAGUACCAUGCUGAUGUAAAGGUUAAAGACAAAGAUGGGCUAACCCCAAGCAUGUGGGCAUGUCGCCUUGACCACAUCAAACACUUCGAGCUGCUGAGCGCGGCGGAUGAUACCGAGCCGACCGAAGGCGAGGAGAUUGAGCGGGAUGGUAAUGGUCGCACCUGGAUGCACUGGGCAAUCCGACGGACAGAGCCACUAGAGUGUCUUCAGACAUUGCUGACGGCAGAGACAGCCAAGAUGAAGGAUGAUGACGGCAAAACCGUACUCUUGCUGGCUGCUGAACAAGGCUCUCUGGCCGCCUGUCGCAUCAUCCUGGAGAUUGCAGACUUGGAGCGUAUCUAUGAUCGUGAUGACCAAGAGAGGACGCCCCUACACCUGGCGACCAUUGGUGGCCACGGCGACGUUCUUAACUUGCUCCUUGAACAUGGAGCUGAGCUAGGCGUUGUGGAUAAGUACAACGCGACAGCAUGGGAUUACGCGAAAAACCGUCAGUUACACUACUGUCAGCUGAUCCUGCUCUCCCAUCAGCGGCAAAGGCUGGAGAGUAACCCCACCACGCCCAAUGGGUACCAUCUCCUUGACAACCAGCAGUUCAUGAACGAAGAUGACAACGACAACUACAUGAAUGCAUACAAAAACAAGGCAGAGUUCAAGCCAAUCACCCCUCCACACCCACCUAAACGGCCACGUACUGCUGCACGGACACCCCUGUCACGGAGAGCCAGCAGCCUUAAUAUGCCAAUGACCCCUGACCCAGACAGAGGUGGAGAACGAGAUGUGGCCAGUGCUGGUAAUGAGAGGAAGAAAGGACGAAUAGAGGUAACUGUCCAGCCAAGAAGGCACAUUGGCCGACAGUUUGUAGCCAGUGGAAGACAAGAGACGUCCAUGUCAGUGGAUGAGGAUAUGCAUCAAGGUAUGUAUGGUGGCGAGGAGGAGGUAGAAGAGGUGAUGGGUGGGGGAAUGGAUGUGUCCGAUAUCGACGAUGACAACGACAAUGACAACGACCCUCCCCGGCCGAUGCUUCAGCGUCGCCGAGCAGGUGCUGUCAACCGGUCUGUACCCCAGCCCCAGCCCCCAUUUGUGCCCACACCUCCAGGGCUAAGGAACAGCCUGUCAGGGUCAACAUCCUACACAGGGCCCUUGCAGCCACAGUAUAACUUAGGAGCCGCUCAGGAUUUUAGUCAGCAGAAUGGGGGAGGAGAAAUCAUGCAUGAGUCUCCGCCCCACCCUCUCAUCCCUACCCCACCACAACGGCCUGGACUGACUCCCCUUUCCCGACCCCCGCUGGGAAGAUUUGGUGCCUCUCACAGCAGCCCAUCCCUCAUGACAGCCCCAGCGCCCCCAGGGGUUGCCCCUCACCCACCUGCCCCUGGAAUAAGGACGGACUCGCCCACGCGGCCAGGGUCUGGAUCCAGCCUCACAGAGAAGGAUCGCCCUGGGUCUGGAGGUCGCCCUGGGUCUGGCGGACAGUCCCCGUCCGAGCCUCAUAGCCGGCUGUCCCCACCUCCACCCAAACCGCAACAACCACCAGGCAUCCUGGAGGGGAAAAAGAUCCCACCCCCAAUGUUGACCCCUCUCCGUAAUGCCCCUAAACCUCCGCCCCUCGAUGGCAGAACAGCGCGCAAGAAGAAGAAGAAGAAGCGCCGAGAGGUUGUGAGCUCUGGGGCAUCUCUGGAAGGAUUACCACCACCCCCUCCCCCCUCAGGCUACGGUCUGCAGUUUAACCCUCCACCUACUGUCCCUGCUGCAAGGGCAAGGAACCCGUCAGCUCCCCCACCCCCACCUCAGCCCUCCAAGCUGACACCCCAGAGGCAUGAGCAGAGUUACUCUGAUGACCCCAGCCAACAUGAUGAGGAGGCUCCACCUAUGGUCAGUGGCCACGCCUACCCUAUACGUAAUGUCCCGCCUCGUGAGAGGUCAGCCCGCCCGCGUGAUCUCCGACCUCAGCCACCUAGGGAAACUGAAGAAAGCAUGGAGGUACCGGAGCAUUCAGAGCCCUAUAAUAACAACAAUAUGAUACUAGAGGAAGAUGAGGAAGGGGUGGGACCUCUUAUCCCACCUCCCCAGGCAUUCCGAGGCCAAUCAGGCCACACCCACCCACUCUCACAGUCAGUCCCUCAGGAAGGGAGAUCAUCUCGCCAGUCAUUACCCAACGGAAAGCCUCCUUUGCCACGAGGACGCAGCGCAGCCAGCUCAGCCAGCCAUGGGUCGUAUCGCAGACCUAGGCCACGCCCACCAACCAGCAAAUCGGGCAACUUCUGAACGUCAAUUGUAAGUUUUUGAUUGAGGGAUGACCUUGAGGGAUGGAGGAGCAACACUUCCAGAGGCACGCAUGCUAUUGUAUUGGUUGACGAGAUCAGGCACAUGUACAUGAAUGAGGUUUCAGUGUAGAGCAAAAGUGUACAAUAGGGGUUGGUGGCUGAGAAGUGUAUGAGCUAAUACAGGUACCAGCAUCAAUUCUGUUCGCACAUGUGUAAUGGACCGAUUGAGAGCAAAUUGACAGCUAUAACCAUGUUAACAAGAUACAGCUGUAACCAUGUUAACAAGAUACAGCUGUAACCAUGUUAACAAGAUACUUUUUGUUAGUCUUGCCUCAGAACUAUUAUUUCGGCACCAGUAUUCGCCUCACUGCCAUUCACUGGAAUGAGUGCAAGGACUGUUGUGAUAGCUUUGUUGUACUAGCAGUGUUGGGCACGACAAAUCCCACUUCCUUGAUAGGCUAAUUUUAAUUCUUCAACAUUUUCACAUGAUGGCACGGUGUUUAUUCCAGCAUGUUUAGAAGGCAUUAUUCUGUGUAGACUGAUAAAAUUACACUUUUUGUGUAGCCCUGAAAGUGUCCUACCCAAACGAAUGUAGUUUUGUUUCCAAAGUCAAAUUAUAAACAUGUAUAAAAUGCACUGAAAGUUACUGUUUCCUAGGUGAAAAGGUUGAGGAAUUAGGGUAACAGUAAUCAAUAGGCCUGGUCAUUGAUUAGUCAAUUUGAUCAUCUUCAGAUAUCACUUACUACUUUUAAACCUGCCAUCAUGUUAACAUGAGGUGCAGUUGAACCUUAAUACAUUUCUGAGCCACUAAGUCCUAACCCCUAUUUCGCAAAACACGCUGAAGUUUAAGCAAGAGAAAAAAAAUUAGCUUCUUCCAAAUAUGGUCUGGCAACCCAGUCUCUGAAGUCCGUGCAUAGAAGAGACUAAUCUUUUAUAUCUUUCUCAAACAAGAUUAGUUUGUGAAAUUGGGUGCUGUACAUCAUUACUCAAAGGAAUGUUUAGAACAAAAAUGUUG